Messenger RNA from Marchantia polymorpha subsp. ruderalis, 2444 nucleotides. Lineage: Eukaryota; Viridiplantae; Streptophyta; Marchantiopsida; Marchantiales; Marchantiaceae. The record is from the annotation of a GenBank genome assembly.
UUCUCUCUGGGCCUUUUAGAACCAUCGACUUGUUUAAUGCCGGGCCCUCCCCUGUCUCACUGCCAGGUACGAGAGGACUAAAGAAGGCAGUCCACGGAAUCAGAGAAAGAAGGAAUUGCACGCAGUUUUUGAAACACAUGUGCAGGCAGUGGAGAGGCGUACAGGUAGCCAGACGUCGUUCAGUCCGUUCCUGAUAUUCGGUGGAGCGGGACAGAUCCAUUUGGUGAAUCCUGAAGCUUGAAAGAGAGACAAGAGAGGUGGAGAGAAAGGAGUCGCCAGCCAGAGUGAGGUGUCCUCAGAGACUAGUGUUUGGGGACGCUAUGGAGAUAAGUUGCUGUCUAAGGUUUGACUGACAUUUCUCGAUCAAAUUACAUAAUCGGACGUCACCAUGACUUGCUGCAACUUUCAAUCAUGGAUGCCGGUCUUUGCUGUGUUGGUUCUCGUCUCGCGUAGUGCUGCAAGAGCUGCUUUGGUUCCUUUAUCAAAUUGCUACUCUGUUGCACCGGACACCCAUGUUUAUGACCUUUCAAAUUUCUACGGGAAGGAGUUUCAGUUUGUGCAGGAUACUACAACGUACGUGCUUAGAUUUUGCAAAGAUUUCCAAGAGAGGACUAACGCGGGUUAUGUGAGCUUUGGUUCAUACGAAUCCGGUCCUACUCUAAGCAGUACACCUACGACCUCUAACUUUAUUCAGGAAUACAGACACGGAGAUUUGAAAGAGUGUGAAGAUUAUGGAACUGAGUUCAAUGGCCGAGAUGCAAAGGUGAUUGUUACCUGUGGGAACUGUCCAGGAAUGGGACGCUGCCAAGAGUCCGCAGGUUGCAUAUGCAGUGUCACCCUUGAAGCUUCAGCCAAGUCCUGUGUAGCCUCUGUUGUCCUUGCUCUUUCUUGUCCAGAACCUGGUCCCAGUGUCGUAGAGGGAUUUGCAGUUGGCUUCAGUCCUCGAGGAAAGGAAGUGGUGAGCAAUGGGUUUACUCAGUGGGGUUACGAAAAUGAUGAGCACAUUGACUACAGCUUUGAAACUUCUCAAUCACAAGUGUUCCUGUACUUCACCGCACCAACUGAAGUUUCCAAAAGUAUCGGAAAGCCAUCAUUCUUCGUGGACCCUUCCAAAGGGCUGGACGUUAAACUUUCUGGCACAGCUGCUGCAGGAACUCCACCCACAAUUAUGACUCCUUCUAUAUUGCAAGUGGACUGGCUUUGUGAAUCAACAGACACCUAUCUCGUGACCAUCGUAGUCCCAGUCCAGGGAUAUGAUCCUAUCGAAUUCUCUCUGCUGAAGCAAUGUGAAUGGAAGCAGACAAAACAGGAAGUCGGCUCAAGCGGCUGGGCAACAUUCGGAUGGUUGUCCUGCAUCUUCAUAAUCAUGACCACGAUAUGCUGCAGCGCUGGCUUUUUAUACAGAACUCGUGUGGAAAAGAAGCACGGUUUGGAGGCUUUACCUGGUAUCGGGAUUCUUUCAAGCUGUCUGGACAUGGUAAUUCGCUGAAUUUCAGUGUUUGUCCCGAACUUCUUUUUCAUACGAUAGGUGGCUUAAUACAAUAUUCUCAUCAGUGUGCAGCACAGAUGGAGGCGACAGUGGCUACAGACGAGCUGAUGAGGCAACUACGAUUAUCGGAGAUCGUCCUCUGAGAGAUGGAGCCAGUACAAGUACCCGACCUGCACCACGUGGCUUGGAUGGAAAUUAUGGAGCUGUUUAGAGAUUGUAAAAUUUUGUAAAGCGAGAAAAAGGUUAGUUUUGAACGGUAAAGGCCAAUCUGAAUAUCUUCUGCUAGGUCAGUGAGCAGACAAAAUGAUGUCAACGCAAAGUGCACUAGUUCUUCUCUCAGAAGGAAAUUUUGCGAUUGCAGGGAGUGUGCUUGAAGUUAUUCACAUUCUUUUACCACACAAACGUGUCACAGUUUCUCUUAGGGAUGUGCUACGAUUUGUUUGUACAGCUCUCACAUCAUUGGUACGUCAGCCUUGAGAUCCGAGAUUGAGGAAUAGUUGAGCUCGAAGUCAAAACUGUUCUUUAGGAAGGCUUCCAUUAAGAAUCCUAAAAUUACUUCGCAUCUUUUGAAGUCUAUUCAACAUAUGCUUAUUAUUCCACUUUCCUUCAGUCGUAUUUUAGUCUUGACAUGAGCAUUACUGAUGGGGAGGCCUUGUGAUUGCGACGAAGAACGGGUCUACCCAAAGUCUACAACGGUUUGAAACUCUUGCUUUACCUAGUGUCUAUCCUACAAGUAACUCUUAUACACGAGUUUAGCUUAGCUCAAAUGAGUCCUCCAAAUUGCCAACUCUUGAUUCAUUUCUCCGAAAGUUUCCUUCAUGAUCCAUCUCGAUCUAUUCUCUUUGAAGUAUAGUUUUAGAAUGAACUUUACCACUUCGUCAAGAUUGACAACACAAAACACACAUGUGCUAUCAUAUUUUUGUAAUAUUCCUCACCAAAGGUUGUGAUAACUAUG